AUGAGUUCCCACAACGAGGGAGUGUCCAACGAUAAGAAUUUUCUGAAUCCGGAAGGAAUCGAAUCAGAAAAAUUUGGAAAUUUUGAAAAAUCCGACGAAAUUACUGUCGAGGAGGAGAAAUGCGGGUUGAUUCGGAAGAACGGGCGCAGGAUUACGGUGGAUAGCGAGAAGAAACGAACAUUACCCAACUGGUUGGACCGUCCGUAUCACAUUUGGAGAGAUCAGUUUCAACAGGACAAGUGUUGUCCCAAAAAACGGGUUAAGCAGGAGGCCAUCUCCUCAUUCAUCAUCACCUGCCUCAUCAAUUCCGCCUUACUUUCUUUCAUCAUUUUCGGUAGCCAUCUUUUCCAACUCAAGAACUCGGCGAGCAACGAAGAACCAUCUUAUCUAGAUGGUUUACUAUUUUGUAUCACUACUUUAUCGACGAUAGGUUACGGUAACUUGGUACCCUUCACCACUCAAGGAAAAUGGAUUUGUCUUGGGUAUUGUGCUGUCGGAAUUCCGUUGUUCUUCAUGACUAUCGCAAGGAAUACGAUGCUGGUGGUGGAUGCGUGCAAUGUGUUUCAUAGGAGUUUUAGUAAGAAGCCCGACCCCAACUCAGAUUUCCGGUGGACCACCUCAGCAAUCCUUCUAGCUCUUCACUGCUUCAUCGGAGCUCUAAUAUUCUCGUUUUGGAUCGACGAGCUCCCCUUCCUCGACGCCUUCUACUUCAGCUUCAUCUCCAUCACCACAAUAGGCUACGGGGAUUACUCACCGACUCCCGAUGGGGUAUUUCAGUAUCUCGUUGUCAUACUGUACCUAUGCACCGGCGUGGCCACGAUGCUCAUGUUUUUCGCGCCAUUGCAACGUGGCAUCCAGUGGAUUCACUAUUACGGUAGGAAGAUGUCCGACACGGAAGAGGCCGAGAUUUGGUAUGGCGGACAGAUGAUGACGGUCAAGGAGUUGGUGGAAUUGGUGGCACGGAAAUUCGGGUCGACACCUGAGAAACUUCGAGACGUGCUCCAUGAUUUGGACAAAAUUCUGGAGGUGGCGAUUCAAGAAGCUGAAGAAGAUGAUGAAGAGGACGAUGAUCAGUGCCAAUUAACAAAGAACUCUGCAGGCACCUUGUCCCCACCGGCACCCCGGAAAAAGACAAUUUUCUUGUCGGGAAGCUCUCAGGAAGGGGAGGACUACCAGAAUACGGUGCACUCGUUCACAAGUUCUAAUCAGAGAAGUAUUCCGAAGGAUACCGAGUUGGCCAUCCUAGCCCUUGGCACCAUCCAACACCACCUUCGAAAACCAUCGGUACGAGCCGGAUCUCACCACUUCAAAGUUCAAAUGCCGAAACCUGCAUCGGACACAACAAUCGAGGCGAGAAUGCACGCGACAUCCCUCGAUUUAAGGAAAAAGGCGCAUCGCGUGAAUAGUGACGGACGAUUUUUGGUACAACAGGAGGUCUAG
Molecule: messenger RNA, 1440 nt
Organism: Caenorhabditis remanei
Lineage: Eukaryota; Metazoa; Nematoda; Chromadorea; Rhabditida; Rhabditidae
Exons: 7
Coding region: 1-1440 (479 amino acids)
Biological process (GO): stabilization of membrane potential; potassium ion transmembrane transport
Cellular component (GO): membrane
Molecular function (GO): potassium ion leak channel activity
Source: RefSeq, a predicted model, not a curated record